Epithele typhae is the source of this 2331-nucleotide messenger RNA. RefSeq names its product P-loop containing nucleoside triphosphate hydrolase protein. Lineage: Eukaryota; Fungi; Basidiomycota; Agaricomycetes; Polyporales; Epitheliaceae. The coding region runs from base 1 to 2331 and encodes 776 amino acids. The transcript is spliced from 6 exons. The record is from RefSeq and is a predicted model, not a curated record. Gene Ontology annotation, molecular function: ATP binding; ATP hydrolysis activity.
AUGAGCGAAAAACAGGGCCAACCUGUCCCAGCCUCGACGAGCUUCCGUGAUGCUCCCCAGCGGCGCUAUAGAAGGCACUCCGCGGGUCUCUUUCCUGUCGAUGACUCUCUGGACGACGACGAGGCCUCGACGGCAGCGCUCUUUUCGCCCGCCGCACCUCCGCCCCCGGCGGUGCUCAAAGUCAAGCGCGUGGACUACUAUUACAGCACGUGGUCGAAGGUGUGGAAGUACCGCAACACGUCAGCCAAGGUUCGCGCAGACGCGCUCCUGACCGUCGUCGGCAACGGCAACGAGGGCAACGCGGACGACGCCUGGGCCGGCUACUGUUUCGUCGUGGUCCGCAAGAUCCCUCAGCCUACCACGGAUGGACAGCAGGGCGAGCCGACCUUCCAGGUCGUGGUGAAGAGCCCGUAUCUGCUCGCGGCAUGCAAGGAGGUCAUGGGCAAGAUUCAGGGUGUGUCGUGGACGGCCGAGCCACUCGAGCUCGACCCGUUGCUCCUGCUCGCCUUCCUUCCCCGCUUCGAGGCUUACCGCGACGACCUCACGCGCAAGACCUCACGCACCCUCCAGGAUGACAACAUCCUGAAGACCGUCAACGCGCUGCUGGAGUACCUCCACAAGGACUACGCCGCUACACUCUCCAAGCUCACGAACCUGAUGGAGCAUGGCGAGAUCACCUUCGACACCCUCUUCGCCAUCUUUGUCCCGCGCUCCAUCCUCGUCGCCGACUGCCCCAUCACCGGCGAGCCGCGCGCAUUCGAGCUCGUCUCCGCCCAGAAGCUCACCGCGGUUUCAGGCGGGGUGUACGACCUCAUCUGCGAGAGCGUCGACGCGUCCCACGACGAGGACCCCGCGGCCGCUGCAGACGAGGACGGCGCGCCGGCCGGACACCGCGCCGCGUUCAACCCCGCGCUGAGCUCCAACCUUGCCAACGUCAUGUCGCUUCCCCCCAUGAUGCACCCGCCGCCGCCAGGGAACGACUGGGGGCUGCAGCGCGCGAGCGGGAAGACGUUCGGGCGCGUGCAGAGCCGCGUCUUCGUCCCAUUCUUCAAGGGCACGGUGAAGGUGAACUCGCUCGACGUGUACCCGAUCGGGUACCACGCGAACGCGGGCGCGCUCGAGACGGCGCUCGUCGCGCGCGGGCGCAAGUGGCUCGCGCUGCGGGGCGUGCACCACAUGCACUACGUGGGCCCCGCGACGUACACGCUGUCGACGGGGAUGGGGAAGAAGAGCAUCAAGUACAACGUGAAGUCGAGAGUCAUGAUCGACAAAGCGAACUUUAGACGUCUAAACCCCAGUUACGAGAUGCCAGCCGUCAAGAUGGAGGCCACUCCAAAUAACCCUCCGCCAGGGAACGUGCCAGGGAGCUGGGGGAGAUACAGCCCGCCACCUGUUCAGUACAACCCCAAUGCCUGUGUGCCCACGUUCCAGGCUCGCGCGAAAAUGCCGCGCGAGAAGGACGAGCUGACGGACGAUGAGCUCAUGCUCGCCCCUUCCAUCGUCUACGGUUUCAGCCUUGCCGACAAGGCAUGGCUCGAGUUCAACAUCGAGCGCGUGCAGCCCGUCACCUGGAACGACGAAGCGUUCGAGAACCUCGUCAUCCCGGCAGACCGCAAGGCGCUGCUCCAGUCCCUCGUCGACGCCCACAGCGUGAACACGGGCUUUGACGACUUCAUCGAAGGCAAGGGCCGCGGCCUCGUGUUCAACCUCUUCGGCCCUCCUGGAGUGGGCAAGACACUCUCGGCGGAGGCGACGUCCGAGCACGUCCGCCGGCCGCUGUACGUCGUCGGCGGGGGCGACCUCGGCACGUCCGCGGCGACGCUCGACGCGGCGCUCAACACCGUCUUCGACCUCGCGACGGCGUGGCACGCGCUCGUGCUGAUUGACGAGGCGGACGUCUUCCUCGAGGAGCGCUCGCUGCACGACCUCGAGCGGAACGCGAUGGUCGCCGUCUUCCUCCGCCACGUGGAGUACUACCGCGGGAUCCUCUUCCUCACCACGAACCGCGUCCGGGCGUUCGACGAGGCGUUCCUCUCCCGCAUACACGUCGCCCUCCACUUCCGCGAGCUCGACCGCGACGCGCGCCGCCAGGUCUGGGCCGCGUUCCUCCGGCGGGCGGGGCCCGGUGCGGCGGCGGUGGCGGGGAGUGCGGAGGCGCUGGACGCGCUCGCGGCGCGCGCGCUGAACGGUCGGCAGAUCAAGAACGCGGUGCGCACCGCGAGCUCGCUCGCGGGCAGCCGGGGGGUGCCGCUCCGUCUCGAGCACCUCGCGGGCACGCUCGACACGAUGGAUGAGUUCUCGGCUGAGUUCGCGGGCCCAGGGCGGAAGUGA